Molecule: messenger RNA, 1363 nt
Organism: Carassius auratus (goldfish)
Lineage: Eukaryota; Metazoa; Chordata; Actinopteri; Cypriniformes; Cyprinidae
Product: axin interactor, dorsalization-associated protein-like
Exons: 10
Coding region: 182-1093 (303 amino acids)
Biological process (GO): determination of ventral identity
Cellular component (GO): membrane
Molecular function (GO): phosphatidylinositol binding
Source: RefSeq, a predicted model, not a curated record
CGGCGCAGUCGCAGAUAGUCCGGUUGCACUCGCGUCAGGCCUGUGUCGGUGUGUGGCGGUGCCACUGGAGCAUCCGGAGCCCACUGCGUUUCCCGGCGGUGCGCAGCAAUGCGGCGCUGAAGAAUAAACUUCCCCAGCGAUGUCAGAUCCCGGAGCUUUCGCGUAACUUUAACCGGAGAAGAUGUCAGAUGUCACCAAAACCGUCCAGAAAUGGCAUGCGAAUUUUAAAAAGGGCACUGACUUUGAUUCGUGGGGGCAGCUGGUGGAAGCCAUCGAUGAGUAUCAGAUACUCGCGAGGCAACUUCAGAAAGAAGUGCAGUCUUCAAACUCACAUGAUUUCACAGAGGAGCAGAAGAAAACUCUUGGAAAGUUUGCAACAUGCCUUGAAAUGCGAAGUGCGUCCUUACAUUGCACACAAUCUCAAGAGGAGUUCAAGUUAGAAGACUUGAAAAAACUGGAGCCCAUUAUUAAGAACAUUCUGACUUACAACAAAGGUUUCCCUUUUGAUGUCCAACCAGUGCCUUUGAGGAGGAUUCUCGCGCCGGGUGAAGAGGAGAACCUGGAGCUGGAGGAGGAGCUGGACGCCGGGACUGGUGCAGGUUCAACUCCAUCAUUCCCUUCAAGGGUUCCAGGUAAGCUUUUGCCACGGUUGCCCUCAGAGCCUGGAAUGACUUUGCUUACGCUGACGAUAGAGAAGAUCGGUCUGCAGGACGCAGGACAGUGCAUUGACCCGUACAUUACCGUCAGUGUGAAAGAUGUGAACGGUAUAGACUUGAACCCGGUUCAGGAAACGCCAGUGGCCACGCGGAAGGAGGACACGUAUAUUCAUUUCAGCGUGGACGUGGAAAUUCAGAAACAUGUAGAAAAACUACCAAAAGGCACAGCUAUUUUCUUCGAAUUCAAACACUAUAAACCCAAGAAAAGAUUCACAAGCACUAAGUGUUUUGCCUUCAUGGAAAUGGAUGAAAUCAAACCAGGUCCCAUUGUUAUAGAGCUGUACAAGAAACCGACGGACUUCAAGAGGAAAAAACUCAACCUCCUGACAAAGAAACCACUUUACCUGCACCUCAACCAGACUUUGCACAAAGACUAAACCAAGAUCUGUCGGACAGCUCUUGUAUUAUAUUUCUCAGAAACGUUUGGUGCAUUGCCUCUCACACAUUCCUUGCAAUAUCAGAUGCUUUUCUUCAUAUCUCCGGUCUGAAGUUUAGCACACAGCCUGAUUUCUCCAUGGUGCUUCAUUCGAGAAAAAAACUGAAUCGUGUACAAAUGGAGUUCUGAUGGAAACGGAUGGAUAUGAGUUGGAUAUAACACAGCUCUCCUUUGGUUAUUUUUAUUGCAUUAAAGAAACCGCUCGCCCUCA